This is a messenger RNA of Ilex paraguariensis (yerba mate), 333 nucleotides long. Lineage: Eukaryota; Viridiplantae; Streptophyta; Magnoliopsida; Aquifoliales; Aquifoliaceae. The record is from the annotation of a GenBank genome assembly.
AUGCUUGUGCCCAUGAAAUCAUCAGAAACCAUCAAUUUUAAUGCGAGUCAUUACAGCACACAUGACACAGAAUGGGCAAAGCCACAAGAUGGGGAGAUAAAAAUCAACAUUGAUGCAACAGUUGGAAGAGUCAGAUCAUGCACUGGGGAGGUAAUGGCCAUGACUCUUGCCCAAGUUGACACAACAGAAUCUCCAAUGGCAGAGGCACGAGUUGCCAGACAAGCAACAAAAAUGAAUUGGAGUUAUGCCACAAUAGAAGGAUAUCAUUCACUCAGCAACACCCUCACAUGUCAAGACCCAGUGGUCUAUCCUUACAAUUAUUCAAUACAUUAA